CACAAGCAGGGGAAGCAGCAGACAGAGGGAGAGGGAGAAGCAGGCUCCCCGCCCAACAGAGAGCCCAGGACCCUGGGAUCAUGACCCGAGCCAAAGGCGGACGCUUAACUAAGUCACCCAGUGACAGCAAUCCGUAUUCUUCAUUUGGAGCAACUCUGGCAAGAGAUGAUGAAAAGAAUUUGUGGAGCAUGCCCCACGAUGUGUCCCACACAGAGGCAGAUGACGACAGAAUCCUGUACAAUUUGAUAGUCGUUCGAAAUCAGCAGGCCAAAGAUUCAGAGGAGUGGCAAAAACUCAACUACGAUAUCUACACCCUGCGGCAGAUUCGGAGGGAAGUGAGAAAUAGAUGGAAACGCAUUUUAGAGGAUUUAGGUUUUCAAAAGGAAGCCGACUCUUUGUUGUCAGUGACGAAACUCAGCACCAUCAGUGAUUCUAAAAACACAAGGAAAGCUCGGGAGAUAUUGUUAAAACUGGCUGAAGAAACCAAUAUUUUUCCAACAAGCUGGGAGCUCUCGGAGAGAUACCUCUUUGUCGUGGAUCGUCUCAUUGCUCUUGAUGCAGCAGAAGAGUUCCUUAAAAUUGCUAGCCGAACUUACCCCAAGAAGCCUGGAGUCUCAAGCCUACCAGAUGGCCAGAAAGAACUGCACUACCUUCCAUUUCCAAGUCCGUAAAGGAGAGUCAAGGAGGCAGAAUUGGGAUUCCCCUCUACUGGUACUCAACAGCCAACCCAAGUUGGACAAAUGCAUAUAGAAGACAGUAAGCAAGUGGAGGGUUAGCUAAGUGAAAAAUGGUUCUAAAUCCUAUAAAAACUAAGGGUUUGGAAUAUUUGGUCUUCAAGAGGAUGUCACUGUAAGGAGUAUUCAGGUUGCGUUGAGAUACACUGGUGAUCUUGUAUCAGGGAGUUGGCCGGUGGGAUCUUUCCUCCUGGCUGAUUAUAUUUCAAGAACCCACUGUCCCCACUUUGGUUUUGGUUGUGCAAUAAGCCUAUUGGGAGAAUGGGAUGUUCUAGGUGAGAAAACAGUAAGAUUGAUAGAGCUAUCAUUGAGCCCAAAUAUGGAUUACUGAAUUUUAAAUAAUCGUUAUAUAAUAUAGGCUAAUGCCAAAAUAAUACCAGGCAUUAUAUGACCUUUCUUUGAUUUGGAGGAUCCUUCAGAACCUUGCAGGUGUCAGAGGCAUCAUCUUGAGUAUAAGUCAUGAUUAUUCAGAGGUUCCGAUGUAGCAGAUAAUAGAAAUAUCUAACAGUGCUGCCCAGAAGGGACUUCCAAACAGAUCGAUCCCAGGCAGAACUCCUUGCAGUGCCAUGUCAAAAAGCUCCAUCUUCAGUGGUGGGACUUGCAUCUUAAAUUCUCAACAUUAUCAAUACCUGGUUACCUUAUUUUGAUGUCUCAUCCAUUUCUAGACCACAAGCCCUUGCUAUGUUAUCUGGGAUAGCAUCUAUCAACUGAAACGUUUGGCCUUCACUUCUUUCUCUUCUCUUUAAUCUGCUACUGGCUUUAGUGGCUGAGAGUCGCCCCUGCCCAGCGACCCGCAGCGCAGACUUGCAGCUCUGCGUGUGCGGGCGGUGUUGCAAGGAAGGUCAUUGCUGGACUCUCUUCCCGUUCGGAGGAGGAUUUUCAAGAUGGAACAAUGCUGCCAGUACGGCUUGCUUCUCUCUCCACAGACUGCGAAGUCCAGCCUCGGAAGUUACUUGCCACUUAAGCAAGGAGCUUGCAGGAAAUAAAUCAUGGUUCACAUUACUGAAUAGACUUUCAGAAGCUGUCAGAUGUAUGGGUAGAUUGCUGAGAACACUGGCAAUAUUUUUACUCCUACAGACUUUGCUCUUCUGAGUUCAGGUAAAAGGUAACUUGUCUUUAGUUUGUCCAGGGGAUUGUGACUUGAAAACUUGCUGACCGGCUCUUUUGAUAGUGUACACAAGGUUUGAAAUAUUUCUUAGAGGAGAUACAUGUUCUCCAUUUCUUAAUGCAUUGCAGACCAAUUUAACUGACAUGUUUCAGGAAGAUUCUUUCUAGUAUAGUAAGUAAGUUAAAAGUUUUAUUUUUUAUAUUUAACGCUUAACCUCUCUCUCAUGUUGUUUAAAAUUAGCCUGCAGACAAUUUCCCUCACUUCUGUAGGCUCUUGUGAGAUAAACGUACAAAAAGUGAAACAAAUAAAAACAAAACAUACAAAAAAUAAGCAAUAAAUCUUUGAAAUCA
Mirounga angustirostris (Northern elephant seal) is the source of this 2192-nucleotide messenger RNA. It is a transcript of the gene MREG, whose product is annotated as melanoregulin. The transcript is spliced from 5 exons. Lineage: Eukaryota; Metazoa; Chordata; Mammalia; Carnivora; Phocidae. Gene Ontology annotation, biological process: melanocyte differentiation; melanosome transport. The record is from RefSeq and is a predicted model, not a curated record. The coding region runs from base 81 to 671 and encodes 196 amino acids. Gene Ontology annotation, cellular component: melanosome.